AUUGUUUCGUAGAAUGUCAAUCUCGGGGAAACAAAUUUUGAAAGUUGGACGAUAUUAACGGCGUGCUACAUAUGAACAGAAGACGUGCUCACGUGAGCUAAUGAUCUGAAUUAUUCAGUUACAUAAUUUACGGUAAUACCUGAGCUUUGAUAGCAUCUUUUAUAUAAAUUUCCGAUGUCAUUCAUUAUGACAAUGCUCUUUUUAAUUUCAUUUCUUCCUGAAAUAGCAUACGUUCGCAUUAAAAUCAAUGAUCUGCGGCGCAACCCUCCUCCCCGAAUCAAUACGACUUUGAAACGAUAUAUAUGACUGCGAUUACGACGCGCGGGGACCUUAGAGACUCGCGUGUCCACUAGUGUGCAGCUAUUCUAACUUUAGAAACGGUCUGUCCGAGUGUAUCACCACCAUAUUACAUUUCGUACGCUAAAAUUCGACCUGAAAUUAGUGCUGCGUACGGUGCUGCGAACUCAAACUUGGAGCUACUUCCGAAUGACAAUGCUGCUUUAACACGUUUAAUUUUAACAGCUGUAUUUACACUCAUUGUAAUACAACAUUGAUGAGAAUCUAGUAUGCAUUCUGUACGGUUGCUGUCAGGAUAUGAUAUGCCCACAGUGGGACUGGGAACAUGGCAGGAGAGUAAAACAACUGUUCCUCCAGGCUAAACCAGAAGAGAUCGAAACUGUUGUGAGCACUGCUUUACAAUGUGGUUACAGACAUAUUGAUACAGCGGCGAAUUAUAAUAAUGAAGAUGCAAUCGGCAGAGCUUUGAAAAAAUGGUUUGACAAAGGUGGUACUAGAGAAGAACUUUUUAUCACGACGAAGUUACCCCAUUUCGGCAAUCGACCAUCCGAUGUAGAAAAGUUUAUUAAAUUGUCAUUAAAGAAGCUUGGAUUAGAGUAUUUAGACAUGUACCUCAUUCACAUGCCUUUUGCAUUUAAGUUAGAUGAGAAUACAUGCACUGCAGCGACAAAUAAAGAUGGAAGUUACAUAUUUGAUUUUAAUACAGACCCUGUCUCGGUGUGGAAAGAGAUGGAGAAGCAAGUUGAAUUAGGACGGACCAGAUCUAUAGGUUUAAGCAACUUUAACGAACAGCAAAUUUCGACCAUUUGGGAAAACGCACAAAUUAAGCCGAGUAAUUUGCAGGUAGAGUUACACGCGUACAUGCAGCAGACGUCAAUUCGAGAAUUAUGCAAGAAACACAAUGUCGUCGUGACCGGUUACAGUCCAUUAGGCUCUCCAGCUGCAAAGACACAUUUCAAAACAAAAUAUGACUACACUUCAGAAUCAUUUCCUGAUUUGCUGAAUCAUCCAAUUAUUCAAAAUAUUGCUGCACAACAUAAAAAGACGGUGGCACAGGUUUUAUUGCGUCAUUUACUACAACUAGGAGUUGUAAUUAUCCCUAAGAGUUCAUCUCCAGAGAGAAUCAAGUCGAAUAUCGAUUUAUUCAAUUUUGCCUUAACAGAGGAGAAUAUGAAAAUCUUGAGUACCUUAGAUAAAGGUGCUAAAGGAAGAAUUUUUAAUUUCUUAUUUUUUAAAGGAAUUCAAGAUCAUCCACAUUAUCCAUUUAAAAACGAACUUCCAUAAUCAUAAAUUAACGUGCAAAUUGUUAGUUUGUAUCAAAAUAGUUGAGAAAGAAUUACAUAACUUACCACAUACGAGCACAACGAUACAAAGUAUGUAAUUAUACAUUGGAGAAAUUUCUGUUAUACAUCAGUGCAAUCUGUACAACAUUUUACGUUGCAAACGAUGCUGAAGUUCACCGCGGCGUAUCAUCGUAUGUAUAACUUUGUAAAUGGCGCGUUCCGGGAAUGACUGCUUGAGAAAAUCUUUCACUAUAUUUUGUUCAGAGACUUGAUGUCCAAUAGGAAAUCUGUUCUUCAAUUGCUUUUCAAUGCGGGAUAGAAUUUCAUGAUCUUCUUCCGAGUAGACCUGCUAGUGAUCCAGACAUCGCGGCUUCUAAUGUAGAUACUUGGAAGAGUCUUAAAGCCUCAUUAAUGUGAAGUUCAGUAGCGAAAGGUUGUAAUUGCAUUUUGGCCAAAGCUUCGGAGAUUCGUAUAACAGCUUCAAGCUGCCGGACUGUUAUAGGUAUCGACAAUCGUUUUUCAGAAUCUUUCUCAUGUUCUCUCGUACCAGCUCGCAUCAUUACGUAACGAUUUUUUAAUUUCUCCCCUGCUUCUACACUAAGUCUUGGACCGCAACGCCUAUGUUAUAAAAGAAAUAAUGUAAAAAAAAAUGUGUUAUAUUUUAUAAGAUGUAUACGUUAUGUGCGAUAAAAUACGGCAAACUUACGUUCUACAAUAGUUGAUAUACUUUCUGAGAAUAUGUACAGGAAUUUCACCCUCGACCGAUUGUUCUGUGAUCUGCCCAGCGUUACAGUGAAUAUUCAUAACGUGUUUAGCUAGAGUUACAUCCCUGUUGUGUUCAUGCUCAUCUUUAACAAUAAAUAUCAUAUCGAAACGUGA
Solenopsis invicta (red fire ant) is the source of this 2459-nucleotide messenger RNA. Its product is annotated as aldo-keto reductase family 1 member A1. NCBI's taxonomy places the organism in Eukaryota, Metazoa, Arthropoda, Insecta, Hymenoptera, Formicidae. The record is from RefSeq and is a predicted model, not a curated record. Gene Ontology annotation, cellular component: cytosol. Gene Ontology annotation, molecular function: aldose reductase (NADPH) activity. The coding region runs from base 595 to 1581 and encodes 328 amino acids. The transcript has 7 exons.